This is a messenger RNA of Aspergillus fischeri NRRL 181, 795 nucleotides long. RefSeq lists its product as uncharacterized. The record is from RefSeq and is a predicted model, not a curated record. NCBI's taxonomy places the organism in Eukaryota, Fungi, Ascomycota, Eurotiomycetes, Eurotiales, Aspergillaceae. The coding region runs from base 1 to 795 and encodes 264 amino acids. The transcript has a single exon.
AUGACCAAGGGAAACGUACAACAGACCCUCUGGGUAUGGCCGAGAGGCCUCUACCCUGGGCAACUGGUUUACUAUCUGAAGGCAAAGUCUCUGCCCAUUACAGUUCUCCACAGCCCAGAAAAUCCGGAUGGCCCUCUCAAUAUUGUACCGAUCAAGAUUGAUACGGCGGCCGGGAAGCUUACCCUCGCUCUUCCCAACACCGAACCCCAGCCUCCAAACUCCCUCCUUCCGGUUAUGAGAAUCGUCGACGGAGACACAACUCGCAUCCUUCACCAGGCCACAGCCGUACUCCAAUACCUCGAGGAGUACUACCACCCCUCUCAGGGAUACAAUGAUCUCUCUGGCGGGAGCUGUCCCGAGUUACGGGCGCACGUACGUGCCAUCGUUCAGCUCGUUGCUGACGUGAUGAUAUGGGUUCAGAACGAUAUCUUCCACAAUCGGGAGUUAGCGGUGACGCUGGGUAGAAUCAACAAAGAGGAGCAGUCGGCGGCGGCUUCUGUAUAUUCCCGGAGGCAGUGGAAGGGGGAGAUGGCAAAACUGGAUCGCUGGGUUAGUGAGAACGCACAGGCGGAGUCUAUAAGUGUUUCUGGCCUGGUGGGUGCGCCGAAUUUAGCGGAUUUUGCCUUGUUGUCGGCUGUGGAACUUUUCAGGGAGUUCUUUAAUGAGGAUAUCCUUGAGGGCUAUGCAGCUUUGGAAGCAUGGUAUAAGAGGUACUCUGAGAGCUGCUGGUUUGUACGCCGCGAAGACUUCGACUCUUUGGGUGACUCUAGGUUUAAGGAUUUUUUUCAGGGUUGA